Messenger RNA from Botrytis byssoidea, 1538 nucleotides. RefSeq lists its product as uncharacterized. The coding region runs from base 69 to 1376 and encodes 435 amino acids. The transcript has 6 exons. The record is from RefSeq and is a predicted model, not a curated record. Lineage: Eukaryota; Fungi; Ascomycota; Leotiomycetes; Helotiales; Sclerotiniaceae.
UUCUUCCAAACAAUAAAUAGUCUUCAAGACAUACCACAUUCACUUACUUGAAAUUAAAGUUUUUCAUCAUGAAGAGCCAAACAAUUCUUUCAAUUCUUUUGGCUACGGCCCAUCUCGCUGCUGCUCAAGGAGGACCAAUUCGUGGACCUGGGGGCACUGAUGUUGGAAACAACGGCCCUCCAGGCGGAAACAACGGCGCUCCAGCUGGAAACAAUGGUGCUCCAGGUGGAAACAAUGGUGCUCAAGGUGGAUGGAACCCCCCACCACCAUCAAAAGAGACUACAAUCGCCGAAGCUUACGGAUCAUCAAACUCCGGAGCAAAUCAACAAUCAGUUUGCGAAUGUUACCCAGAUGAUGGCACUAACGCGCCAUCUUUGACUGCUGCUACCAGUCAGGAACAAGGUGCCAACUCAGACAGUGGUACAUCAUUCACCCAUAUCGUUGACACUACUCCUCCUAAGAGACCAUGGAAGCGACAACGUGGAGGAGAAGAGAGCGAGGAGGGAGGUCCCGAGGCACAGAACGCCGCAGGAGGAUGGAAGCCAAAGCCAAAGCCCACCAAGCCAGAAGAAUCCGCUGCAUCAGCAUCUGUUGAUGCCACUCAAGUCGGUAUCAAUGCUGCUGGCGGUGCUGGAUCUGCUGCAGGUCCAUGGGGAGCGGUCUCCUAUGCUGGCCCCGCAAUUGGUGCCAACUAUCAAGACAUUGAUGGAAACUGUGUUUGCCCACCAGGUCAAUCUCCCCACAAGCCAAAGGGACCAACUGGAGGUGCUCCAGCAGAGGAAGGUGGCGCAACUGGCCCAGCAACUGGCGGUCCAUCAACUGGAGGCCCAUCAACUGGAGGCCCAUCAACUGGAGGCCCAUCAACUGGAGGCCCAGCAACUGGCGGUCCAUCAGGAGGCGGACGCCCAGAAGGAAACGGCAAUCAGAGCGGAAACGGAAACGGGAAUGGAAACGGAAAUGGCAACGGCAACGGUAACCUCAAUGGCAAUGAGAAUGAGAACGAAAACGAGAACGAGAAUGAGAACGAGAACUUGAAUGCCAACAUCAACAAGAACGAGAAUGUUAACAUCAAUGGCAACGCUAAUGCCAACAUCAACAAGAACUUGGGACUCAACUUCGGAAGCAACAGCAAUGGAUGGGGAUCAUGGUUCGGAAGCAAGGCCGCUGCCGUCGCUGCCGACCCCGCCGCCUCCGGUACUCCAGUCGCCGCCAGCGAUGCCUCCGGCAUUGUCGGUGCCACUGAUGAGUCGUUCGUCCCAGAAGUCUCCACCGGAGACGCUUCCGGUGUUGAGCAAUUCACCGGUGCUGGAUCCAGCAUUGCUAUCUCCGCAUGGGGAUUCCUUGCCGCCGUCUUCGCCAUUGCCAACGUCUUGUAGAUUGAGUAUUAGUAUACUCGACCAGUCUCUUCGUUUGUCUGCGGGACCAUUGGGCUUUAUUUUUAUUUUUUAUUCAUCGCGGCUUGCAUGCUUGGUUUGGGGGUUAUUUCGAUUCGACAGCAACACGUCUCUAAGAUUGUGUUUGCAUUAUAUUGGAGAUGG